AUGUAUCCUAAUCGUAUCUAUCUAUCUGUCUAUCUAUCUAUGGGUCUUUUCUUCUAUCUAUCUAUCUAUCUAUCUAUCUAUCGAUCUAUCUAUCUAUCUAUCUAUCCUAAUCUAAUCCUUAUUUUCUAUCUAUCUAUCUAUCUACUUCAGUCUUUUCUUCUAUCUAUCUAUCUAUCUAUCUAUUCUAAUCUAAUUCUUAUUUUCUAUCUAUCUAUCUAUCUAUCUAUCUAUCUAUCUAUCUAUGUUCGAUCAUAUCUCUCCAUCCCUCUCUGUUCAUAUCUAUCUAUCAUUAAGUUGAAUCCUGAUAGAAUAACGUAUCUGUUUGUUUGUUUCUUUUUAUCUAUCUAUCCCAAUCCGUUCAUAUCUAUCUAUCUAUCUAUCUAUCUAUCUAUCUAUCUAUCUAUCUAUCUAUCUAUCUAUGCAUACUGCAUUACUUACGAAAGUACACAUUCCGAGAUUAAUUUGUCUAUUGUAAUCUGUUCAUAUCUAUCUAUCUAUCUAUCUAUCUAUCUAUCUAUCUAUCUAUCUAUCUAUCUCAUACUGUUCAUACAAAUUAUCUAUCUAUCUAUAUCUAUCUAUCUAUCUAUCUAUCUAUCUAUCUAUCUAUCUAUCUCAUCUAUUCAUAUCUAUCCUUCUAUCUAUCAAUCUCAGUCUAUUCGUAUCUAUCUAUCUAUCUGUCUAUCUAUCUAUCUCUUCUAUUCAUAUCUAUCCUUCUAUCUAUCAAUCUCAGUCUAUUCGUAUCUAUCUAUCUAUCUGUCUAUCUGUCUAUCUCAGUCUAUGCAUAUAUAUAUAUAUAUAUAUAUAUAUAUAUAUAUAUUCAUUAUAUAUCUAUCUAUCUAUCUAUCUAUAAUUCUGUUUAUAUCUAUCUAUCUAUCUAUCUAUCUAUCUGUCUAUCUAUCUAUCAUUCUGUUCAUAUCUAAUUCUGUUCAUAUCUAUCUAUCUAUCUAUCUAUCUAUCUAUCUAUCUAUCUAUCUAUCUCAGUCAGUUCCAAUCCCAUUCGACCUUGUUCUUAUUUUUAUCGCUUUUAGCAAUCUAUUUCAGCAUCUUUAUAAAUUCCCCGAUCAGAACUGUCGUGGAGAUGACAACGUUGACUUUUCGCUACACGAAGCAUUUUCCCUUACUUUCCCUCCAAUAUUCUUUUCACUCAUCCGUCUUUCAACAUUCAAGUUCUUUUGCAUUUCCCUUCGUCUUUUUCCCCUUUCCAUUAUGUCCACUUUAAUUCGCCGUAUCUACUUAAGACGAUUUUCAACCCCCAUCUCCCCUAUAUCAAAUUACGACAAAACACAUUGUUCCUUCAUUUCCUCAUUCUUAUCUAUUUCCCUUGUUUUUCUUCAUUCUUUCCUUCCAUUCUUUCCUUUAGAAUUUCUUAUUAUUUUUUCUCUUUCAUUUCUUAUCUUUUUCCCUUGUUUUUCUUCAUUCCUUCCUGCCAUUCUUUCCUUUAGAAUUUCUUGUGACAUUUUCUCUUUCAUUUCUUUUGUUUUUAAAUUUCUUCCUGCUUUCUGCCUCCGUCUUUUCACUUUUUCUUUCUUUUUCGCACAAAUACGUUGA
Molecule: messenger RNA, 1548 nt
Organism: Acanthosepion pharaonis
Lineage: Eukaryota; Metazoa; Mollusca; Cephalopoda; Sepiida; Sepiidae
Source: the annotation of a GenBank genome assembly